AUGUCGAGGCGCAGUCUUCUCGUCUUGUAUUUAUUGCUGUCGUCAGUCUCAUUUGCCACGAGUGAACUGUCCUUCGACCAAGACAUCGACAGGUUUUCCAUUGAAGCGUCACAGUCUACAGCCAAAGCCAGCAAACCCAGCAGUGGCUCGCGACCAGCGCCCCGUCCAGCCCCAGCACCUAGACCAGCACCUAGACCAGCUCCGGCUCCAAAACCAGCACCCGCUCCUGAAUCGCGUCCAGCAUCUCGUCCUUCUCCGGCCGGUGGCAGCGGGCGUCCGUCACCUGCGUUGAACCCUCGACCUGCAGUGGCACCACAAACCGCCCCUCGCCCCCCUACACGUCCCGCCCCUGCACCGCGCGUUCCCCGGCCCGCGUUUGCCCCCUCCCCCAUCCCCCCACGCAACUCUGGUCCUGUCGUGUAUGUAAAACCUGCUGCGGCCCGUCCAGUGGUAGUGCGACCCAUCACGUACAUCCACUACCCAUAUUACGUCCGUCCACUCUACAUCUCCCGACCUAUCGUGGUUGUGUCGCCCGUGUUUUGGGCUACCAACAUGUGCUACAGGUCGCAUUGCCACGUCCAAUACCAGCGAUGUGUGCAAGUGUUUGGUGACGGCUGCUUCUGCUAUCCCGGGUUGCUCCAGUGCCUGCAAACCGCAUGCACGAGCUUUUAUCAAACAGCUGUCGAUCAGUGUCUUGAGCAACAAGUCCAACCCGCACGGUGUAUCGUUCGCUGCCACGCACAGCGUUAUCCAGUAGCGUUUUCAACCGAAACCUCACCAAGUCCGUCGGGUCGUGCAACCAACGUAACCAACGAUACGAUUGUAUUUAUCGACGACAGUUAUGCAUUUGACGACAAUGUCGAGUAUACGGUGGUCGUCGUGCUCUACGUCGAAGCCACGACGGCGGCGUUGCUGCAAGAUGCUGACUACGAGAUCGCCACCGCCAUCGCAGGCGUACCGUCGUCGAAAGAGUACUUUGACGUAAGCAAUGUCACUCUGACGUUCCAAGACGUCCUCGUCAACGACACCGCCCCUGUGUUGGAGGUCACAGCAAGCAUCUCAUUGUCGUCGUUCAAGGUCAUGCAAGCCACGGACACGAUGUUUCAAGCCAUGAUGCUAGGCAAUAGCAACUCUACGUUUGGUGCCCAACUCGUGGAUGCACAUGUCCUGUUCGACCCAGCGCAGGUCAGCGUAGCCGACGUCAAGUCGGACGUGUCGUUUGCCUCCGACGACAAUGCGCAAGAGAUCCCUGGCAAUGGCGGUGGUAUACCAUCAUAUGUGUCCCCUCGAACGAUUGUCGUAGCAGUGCUGUUGUUGCUGGUGUAAGCCUGUAGCCCGUCGUUUACAGUUCCGAGGUUCGACCAAAUAUGUACUCCGAGUUUACUCGAAACGUUAGAGGUCGACAAACUUAUAGUUGCUGUGACAAUAUAAUAUCAGCACUUUGUACUAUUAA
Aphanomyces astaci is the source of this 1453-nucleotide messenger RNA. RefSeq lists its product as hypothetical. The transcript has a single exon. NCBI's taxonomy places the organism in Eukaryota, Oomycota, Saprolegniomycetes, Saprolegniales, Verrucalvaceae. The record is from RefSeq and is a predicted model, not a curated record. Bases 1 to 1326 code for a protein of 441 amino acids.